AUGAAGUUGAUACUGUUGGCAGUCUUGGCUCUGGCCGCUUCCGCCGAUACACCCUCAGAACUUAUGGACACCCCACGGUUUUCUAUCGAAGGCCAGGUCAGUUUAGGACAUGGAAUGGUCCCUCCCGAGAAUUGGAAAGCCAAAAGUAAAGUCCUUCUGGAUUAUGGAAAACAUAUUGGAUUUAUCAGGUAUUGGGAGUUUUGGUUUCUAUUGGCUCUUUUAGGGAUGACGGAUAUUUCGUUGUUGAAGGAGUGCCUUCUGGCUCCUAUAUUCUCGAGGUUACCAACGUCAAUUACAUUUUCGAGCCAAUCAGAGUUGAUGUCAAUUCCAAAGGAAAAGUUCGGGCAAGGAAGUUGAAUGUUCUGCAGGUAAACGAAAAUUUACAGCUGUAUUUACUACGUACACACAAGGAAAUAAGGGGUUCUGAGUUGUAUUAUCAAAUUCCUGAAUUGGAUCCAUCGGAAAAUUACAUAAAACAUAAAAGAAAAAUUUUGGGCUGAGCCGGGGAUCGAUCCCGGGACCUCUCGCACCCUAAGCGAGAAUCAUACCACUAGACCACUCAGCCGUGCGGCGAGUUGGGUGAGAAAGAGAGACUCUUUCUCUUCGAAAAUCCCACUGCGAAAGAAAAGAAUUUUUAGUUUGAAAACAAGUGGAAUUAUAGGAGAUUUGUUCGAAAACAGCCGAAUAAAGACAUCAUUUACAAAACAUAGGUAUUAAGAAUGAAUAGGCUGACCAUUUACCAUCUCGCAUCCUUAUUUUCAGCCCAAUGCCGUUGCCACUUUACCUUAUCCUCUCCGUCUCCAAGCUCGCCAACCCACUAAAUACUUCCGCCAAAGGGAACAAUGGCGAGCCACCGACGUCCUCAUGAAUCCCAUGGUUAUUAUGCUUGGAGUCGCCUUUAUCUUGAUGGUUGUGACCCCAAAACUGGCCGCGAACGAUCCAGAACUCAAGAAAGAAUUGGAACAAACAAUGCAAGUCCCGAAGGUGGACAUGCCCGAUGUGGCUGAUGUGCUGGCCAAUAUGUUUGGAGGAGGUCAGAAGAAAGCCAUCAAAGGGAAACCCUCGAAAAAGCAGCGAUAGGACGAUCUCGAACACUUGCUAUCUGGUCUGUCUAUAACUUAUGCUCACUUUUUUUAAUAAAUCUCUCUUUUUUUUAUUUUGAUGUGAUUUUUGAACAAAGUUUGGUAUGUGGAUAGUGGAAGUAGCAAAAGCCGCAUUUAGCCAAAGUUUGUGCAUAAAAUUGUAAGAUAAAAUUUGGUGUUCCCUGGGCGCAGGUCGCACAGACAAAAUAAAUGUAAAACGAGUUGAUUAGCAUUUGUAACGAUGCAUCGUUAGACACCUUAUGUCAUUCAACCAUAAAUAGGGCGAAACGAAGAGAAUUUUAUUGUUCAUACUGUUUUUUUGACUUACUAAUAGAGCAUUUGAAUCUUCUUCAUGGAGUCUCACUAAAUUUGAUGGUAAUUGUGAAGUAAGUUUUGUAUUUUGUUGUAUGUUGUGUUUAGAUCAACAGUUUUGGAGAGAGGAGGGGAACUCGCUCAGUAUUCGGAUUACCCUUUCAUUGAGAUUAUCCACAGCGAGAGGUCUGGUUCAAUGUUUUAA
Messenger RNA from Bursaphelenchus xylophilus (pine wood nematode), 1599 nucleotides. Lineage: Eukaryota; Metazoa; Nematoda; Chromadorea; Rhabditida; Aphelenchoididae. The record is from the annotation of a GenBank genome assembly.